Messenger RNA from Zeugodacus cucurbitae (melon fly), 2357 nucleotides. RefSeq lists its product as uncharacterized. The record is from RefSeq and is a predicted model, not a curated record. Lineage: Eukaryota; Metazoa; Arthropoda; Insecta; Diptera; Tephritidae. The transcript is spliced from 2 exons. The coding region runs from base 97 to 1953 and encodes 618 amino acids.
CCUAUCGGCCAGCUGUGUUCCAUCCAUCUAUAAAAAGAAUUGACCACCAACUGAGUGCCAACAGUUGUUUCGCAUAUUUACGCUCGUCCAGACGCGAUGACACUUUCGCUUUGGUACUCUCUCUUCGGCAUCUCCGCCCUCUGGAGGCUGGGGGCAACGGCGUGGGUAGAAAACUAUCAGCCAACGAAUGAUGUGGCCAAUAUUACGCUUAUUGAGAGUGCGAGCCAGAUUUUAUGUAGUUUCCAAACGAAAGUAGUCUAUGUCUACUUCGAGAACGGUACCUCUUCCGGUUAUUCGGGUGAUAUAUUGCGGUAUCUAAGUGAUUGCGGUACUUCGUACAUUACCUUAAGGAAUCGUGUGAAAACCGCGCCGCUGGAGCUUAUCAAAAACGACGGAAUACUUCUGUAUUUGGUAAUGAUAUUUCACGACGCUUCACAACGGGUCGACCUGGGUAUUCUUCGUAAAAAGUCCGCAACUAAGCACCUCUCCCAUAUUAUCAUGCUCAUUAUGAAUUCAGAUACCGUGACAGAGAGUUGGUUGCGUCGCACAUUCACGAUCUUUUGGCAAAUUUGGUUUCUCAACAUUGUGAUCAUGUUCAAACGAGACAAUGUGCUGCAAGUCUACAGAUACAGUCCGUUCGCCGAUGAGUUUCUUAUAAAUAUUCAACUGGACAACCAGCGAUUUCCAAGUAUGGAAGAUCUCUUUCCCAAGAACUUGCCGAAUAUGGGCGGCCGACCUUUACGUGUGUGCAUGUAUCACGACGAGGUGCGCGCCAUUUUCACAAAUCCCAAGGAUGACCAGACGCUAAUUGGUAGUGACGCUCUCAUGUCGCAAUUCAUUGCGGAAAGAUUGAAUGCCACGCGCAUUAUACGCCGCGUUAGCAGGUUCGGUAACUUCACGCUGAAGGCAGAUAUUUGUUUCAAAGAAAUCGCUCAGGAAUUAGACGAUGUGGCAUUUAAUAUACGUUUUCUGGCGGCGCCAACUUUCUCCAGAGAAGCCGAAUACACAUUCGUUCACAGUCGGGAUAGUCUAUGCGCUUUGGUACCGAAGGCGAAGAUAGCGACGACAUUUUGGAAUUUAUUUCGUUCGUUCACAGUUCCCGUUUGGCUGACAAUCUUGCUGUCGAUUCCGCUCGCCUACGUCUUUUGUAAUAUGGUGCAUCUACGACUAAACAAAUCGGAGUUCGAUCUACUUCAACUGUACGCCACCACACUAACGAUGCCCUUGACACGUAUACCCACACGGACUCCCUUGCGCAUUUUCCUAUUUUUCUGGCUAUUCUACGGUAUGUUGAUUUGUAAUACAUUUAAAGGCAAUCUCACGAGCAGUCUUGUGUUUCGAACAUACCUUGAGGAUGUGAACACCUUGAAGGAUUUAGCUGAGUCACCAUAUGAUUUGUUAGCAUACGUAAGAUAUAAGAAACAUUUAGAUCUUUUUCUGAAUGCCAGUGAUCCGUACGAGGCCAUUAUUAAACGUAAAAUAGUUGUUGUACCCGACGAAGAAGUUUUGGCUGGAAUAAAAAAGAACAACCUCUCGUACGCCUAUGUGCAGAAAUAUCACUUUGCUGCCUUUUAUGCGAACGCUCGCAUUCACUCCUUUCGGGGUCGGCCCUUAUUCCAUGUGAUGUCUGCUUGCUUGGUUCCUUUUCAUGCCGUCUACAUCGUGCCUUAUGGAUCACCUUAUUUGGGUUUCAUCAACAGAUUAAUUCGGAGUUCGCACGAGUUUGGCUACAAUCUCCAUUGGGAAAGUCUCAUGAAUGCGGCCUUCUUGGAGUCGGGAAAGAGAAGAAUCCGCAACUUGAGGAAUGACGACGACCCAGUCGUACUUAAAUUGGGACAUUUUCAGACAGCGUUUGGCAUACUAUUCGUUGGACUCACAAUAGCAACAAUAACAUUUUUGUGGGAAAAAUUUCGCCUACCACAUUUAAAACACAUUUUUAACAGCUUAUACUAGAAGAGUGCUUGUACCACGGAAGGACAAAUAUGCAAAUCUCUGUAAGCAUUUAUGCGUAUUAACAAAGGAACCACAGAAGACGAUAACAAAUAGAACAAAAUUCAACAAUUCAUGCAGUUUAGUGGAGAAAUCAUGCAAUCUUUGGCUUUCACUUACCAUUUUCUUCUCUUCUAAGGCUCUAUUCGCUUCUUUCAGCGCGAUAACUUCAUUUGUCAGUCUUUGCACUUCAUAGUUGGUUGUAUUGCCAGCUAUGGAAGUAUUUGGUAUGUUUUCAUUGGUUGCGUCUGUCGCUUUCUUGGCACCGAUCAGCGGCAAAGUGCUGUUCUUUUUCAAGAUCUCUAGGGAAUUUUGUAGUCUCUUGACUUCAUUUUUCCAUUUUCUCGUCUCUGAUUCAUUUUGUGCAC